This is a messenger RNA of Moneuplotes crassus, 1728 nucleotides long. The record is from the annotation of a GenBank genome assembly. Lineage: Eukaryota; Ciliophora; Spirotrichea; Euplotida; Euplotidae.
AUUAUAUCAGAAAAGAUGGAGGAAAUCCCCUUUAGUGAAGAAAAAGCUGAGUUUUAUUAUGAAAGCUUUGGAACUAUUGAUGAAGAAGAAGCUAUUAUAGCUGCUCAAAAUCAAGACUAUAGUCUUUACAAUCUCUUUAGAACCAUACAUAGAGCAAAAGGAGUCAAGAUCUGAGAAGCUAUCCAAAUGAUGAACUUCCCGUAUAUUGGUGUUUACGGAGACAUCUAUGAAUUCAUGCCCGUGAUAAGUUUUGUAAAAGCAGAUAAUGCUCAAGACUGUAGAAAUAUUCUUCCUCAAAAGGCCCAAGAUGCAUUAGCAAAGCUUCAAAAUGACCAUGAUUUCAGAAUAGAGAAUAUCAACUAUUUUUGUGUUAAUCAUAGUUCCACAAUGUUUAGAGAAAGAUAUAUUUACGAUCAUUGUGAAAAAUAUGCAAGAUUUAACAUGGUGUUUCAUCCACAUUUCAUGGAUUACCUCAAGCCAGGUGUCGAAGAUGAGAAAUAAGUAUGUUAUGGCUUCACUCUACACUGAUGACGACAUUGACUAUGGUCUAAAAUAGAAGUGAAUGUAGUCCAAUAAUGAUUAACUCAGAAAAUCUUUUCACAGAAGAAAAUUGGAUUGAACUUUACAUUCACAAAGCAGAGGAUCCUAACAUGGUAGCUAUCUCUCCCGAUAAUGCCAGUGUCUUAAUUGAUCUUUCAUGUCCUUUAGUACACUUUUAUUCCAUUGCCAUCGAGCUAGAGGAGCAUCGAAAAGCAAUGAAAGUCUUGGUUACUUCCCACUGAGUCUUUGACCAAACUUGUAUGCUAAAUAAUUUCCCCAAGAAUUGGUUCAUCGAUUCUAAUGGCUCAAUAAACCAAGAAAAUUGUAAAACAACCUCAGAGUUUACUCCAGAUUACAUAACCAACAAAGGCAUUUAAGAUAUCUUCCUUGAUGAGAUCUGCAUCAAGUCAUAGCUUUGAUGAGAUUAAACUGUUCAUAGAGUUUUGGGCAUGGAAUGCAACCACAGAAGGGAACGUCGCUUCAGAAUUAGACUAUGCACAGUUUCUAGAAGAGAGGGAUGCCAAAGAGUCAUUCAGACAUAAAUUCUUGAUCAUUGAUGGCUUUUUAGAUGCCUUUUACAUGCUAGUAUGGGCAAGAUUUGGAGCACCGAUGAUUCCAAACUAUGGUGAGAGAUAUCUCCAAGAAUGCCAAUCAACAGAAUACCUCAUUUUCUUGUUCCAAGGAUUUGCUAAAUUUAUUGCACACAAAUAUUAUAAGGCCGGAAAUAUCCAACUCACCAUGGCUCGAGACUUUAUUGAUGAAGGAGCUUAUUCUCAGUGUCAAAUUGACCUUGUUGAUAUCAAGAAUCUGCUGAUGUUUGGUGUAGGAGAUAACCUUGAAAAAUUGGAAAAACCAGAAAAUCCUUAUGAGAGAGCAAUUACAAGACACUUGGAUUCUUUGGUAUCAAAUCCAGAUAGCCAAGAAAUCUGGGUUGAAACAUUAAUGCAGAUUCCAAAAAUAAUGCAGGAUCUUCUCUUCACUAGUAUUUGGAAUCUUCACUCUAAAGUUAAUGGAAUUCAUCCCGAUUUCGGUAGAGUUUCUUAUCUAAACCUCCCUGAGAUAAGUGAAAGCUAUUGGACGUCUCAUGAGCAAAGAAUCUUAGAGGUUAAAAAUCUUCUGUCUCUUAUUAAAAGUGGAGAUGACAGAAUAUAACCAUCAUAUUUCGUAUCCGAAUACAAAUUAAAUUCA